Molecule: messenger RNA, 3282 nt
Organism: Oreochromis aureus
Lineage: Eukaryota; Metazoa; Chordata; Actinopteri; Cichliformes; Cichlidae
Exons: 11
Coding region: 52-1842 (596 amino acids)
Biological process (GO): cell surface receptor signaling pathway
Molecular function (GO): transmembrane signaling receptor activity
Source: RefSeq, a predicted model, not a curated record
UGGUGAACGUCAGAUUAGUGUUAGUUUGCUCUGGUAGUCGUUCAUGCUAUCAUGGCUGGAGUCCUGCUGCUCGUUGUCCUUCUCUAUUCUUUUCAUGGAAUUAAAGUACAAGCCAGUGUUCCACCUGUACUGAGCGUGAGUUCACCUCUGAUCACAGAGACGGACUCAGUCACACUGAGCUGUCAGACUCCAUCAUCUGUUUCUGUGUCUCAGUGUGAUUUCUACAUUGCAAGCCAAAAACUGUCCAAAGGUUCCUCCUGUGUGCAGACACUGACAGCGACUGAGCUGCUGAAGAUCACACAGACGAGUUUACCUGCUGAGGUUGAAGUGAGAUGUUCUUACACUGUACAAAUUGAUACUUUAAAACAUAGUUCUCCUGACAGCGAGCCAUCCACCAUCAACAUAAACAAUCUUCGUCCACCUAAACUGAUAGUGAGCCCGCUGAUGAUCACAGAGACAGACUCAGUCACACUGAACUGUCAGAAUCCUCUUCCUGUCUCUCAGUGUUAUUUCAUCAUUUCAGGAGAUAAAACAGCCAAAACAGCUCCUUGUCUGCAGACUCUGACAGGGUCUGAAUUUCUGUCAUGGACACGUCAACGUUCACCUGUUACAGUUGAACUGACAUGUUACUAUCUUUAUAUAUAUAAAUCUCCACUGAGUAACAUGUCACCAAUCACCAUACACAUUCCUUGGCCUGAAAUUACUGUGAAUCCACCUCUGAUCACAGAGACAGACUCAGUCACACUGAAAUGUCAGACUCCAUCAUCUGUUUCUGUGUCUCAGUGUGAUUUUUAUAUUGCAAGCCAGAAACUGUCCAAAGGUUCCUCCUGUGUGCAGACACUGACAGCGACUGAGCUGCUGAAGAUCACACAUAAGAGCUUACCUGCUGAGGUUGAAGUGAGAUGUUCUUACACUGUACAAACUUAUACUUUUAAACAUACAUCUCCUGAUAGCGAGCCAUCCACCAUCACCAUAAUCAAUCUUCGUCCACCUAAACUGACAGUGAGCCCGCUGAUGAUCACAGAGACAGACUCAGUCACAGUGAACUGUCAGACUCCAUCAUCUGUUUCUGUGUCUCAGUGUUAUUUCAUCAUUUCAGGAGAUAAAACUGCCAAAUCAGCCUCUUGUCUGUGGACUCUGACAGGGUCUGAAUUUCUGUCAUGGACACGUCAAAGUUCACCUGUUACACUUGAAAUGACCUGUUAUUACCUUAAUAUACAGAAAUCUCCAGUCAGUAACAUGUCACCAAUCAUCAUACAGACUCCUCGGCCUGAACUGACAGUGAAUCCACAGAUGAUAACAGAAACAGACUCAGUCACAGUGAACUGUCAGACUCCAUCAUCUGUUUCUGUGACUCAGUGUUUUUUGUACUUUAUGAGAAGAAGAAAAUCUACAUCCAUCUCCUGUCAGCAGACACUUACAGGAACUGAGCUCCUCUUUAUGGCAGAGCAGAGUUCACCUGCUGAGGUUCAAGUGGCAUGUUUUUACAUGACAGAGCGUAAAGGAGGACAAUACCAGUCUCCUCACAGCAACAUAUCCUUCAUUAGUAUACAAUACCUGACUACUUUGAGGACUUUCACCACAUCUACUCCUAUUUCUACAAGCGUACGAAGAAGAAACAGAAUUAGAGGCACUAAAGAAAUUAUUUCUCCUGGGAUCCCACUGGCGGCAGCCUCCCCUUGUCCUUCUGUUCCUGGGAUAACUCUCACAGCUGUGACCAAUCCUACUGCUGCUGACACGACUGGAAUAACAGCAGCAAAAAUGAUAUGGAUAAUCGGAGUAGUUGUGGCAGUGGUGUCCUGCUUGCACUGCCUCUUCUCCUUGUGCAAAAAAGCAUUGUGAAAUGUGGUUCCAAGAUGUAAGUAAUGUUAACUCCAGCUGGUCACCAGUAGUACCAGUCUAUGCCUUAUGUUCUUUCUGGCCACCACAGCCCUCUUUUCUCAAAUGAACUCAAACAGGACUUUUCUGAUGGUGCGUACUGACCUGACCACUAAGGUUGACCCAAAAUUGUUUUGUUCUGGCUGCUGCACUGUAUCUUUAAUAUGUAAACUUUUGUCGGUCAUUUUUUACUUCUAUUGGUAGCAAUAAAAAUCAGGAAUGAAGAAUGUAUGUAAAAGUAUAUCAUAGUCAUAGGCUCUGUAAGUGCUUCAUAGAUGUUGUAUUUGUGCUGCAUUGUACUUUGUUUGAUACAGUGGUAAAAUGUUCAUGCAUGUCUCAGCUAUAGGGAACAAUGGGUUUCAGAGUGUCAUAGUAGUGCUGUUGCAUUAUAUGUGAAGGGAACUUUAUGGUGCUUUACUGUUUCACUAUUUUAAGAUUUCCUCACAAGGUGCCUGUCUCUUCAGGAACCUGAGCAAUUGUGGUGAGAAAACACAAAUGUCUCAUCAUGACAUUAUCAAGGUUCCCCUGGAACUCUUUCACUGUGUCCCAUAAAAUAUACACGCAGACAUAACAUUUAUAUUUUUACAGCUUUAGGAUUUCCUAAAACCUCCUUUUCUCUCGACUGAACCCACUAACAUAGAUUAAAUCCAAAUAGAUGCAGGCCAAGUUUAACCUGGAACAACCUCGGUGCAAAAAAUGUGUAGCCUCUGGCAAAUAUAGCAUUUUUAAAUAUUUUAAUUUUGGGUCACUUGAAAAAGGAUGGAUCAAAUUUGACCUGAAUAGUAUGUGAAUGUCAAAGGAAAGCUCCAGUUUUGUUUUUUGCAAAACAGUGCACUCUUCUUCGAACAAAGUUGGCCUAUUAUGUGUUUAAUUCAGGAAAACUUUGUGAAAUGAUUUGUGGAAAAUUAUACUACCUAGGUCUUAUGACUUUGAUUUCAUGAUGAGUGCAACAUGACAAAAAAACAAAAACCAAAUAACUGGUUACUGAAAAUUGCCCACUUUGAAAGAAACAGUAAGGUGCUUAAGAGGUUUCUGUAAACAAAUUAGCCCAUCAGUACCUAAGCUUCUGUUUUCAGUUCCAUAACGAAGACAUUUUUGGAGAACAUAAAUUAGAAAUGUGUGCUUUUUUCUCUAGAAAGAAGACACUCUUUACAAAACCAGCAGGAUGGCUAUAGUGCCACCUACAGUACUGUCAUAUAUGAGUGCAAUACUGGUCAUCUGCGUCUUUAUUUUACAAAUUCUGCUGAAAAUAAAAUUGUUAACAUUUGUGUAUCCUUUUAUUUUGGAAAAAUGUAUUUUGAAAUAUUCAAUAUUCAAGUUAUAUAUUUUGCAAAAUGAUAAAAAACAAACACUGUAACUAAAAGCUUCUAAUCUGCUUCUGGUAAUACAAUGUAUCAUCUCUGA